CUGCUGCGGCGCGGGGCAGAGCAGACCGCGUUCCGUGUUCAACUGUCUGCAAAUUUCAAGAAGAUAUCUUUAAGGAAGAAGUUCUUUAUCUGGCUCGGCAUCUCUCGCCUCUCAUUAUGUUCGACAGAAGCAUUUUUUGGUUCCUCUGCAUUUAUACGGCAGUAGUCGUAGCUACUGACUACAGCGACCGAGACCCCAUUACAGAACCAGAUCUUGAAAUCACAUUCUACGGUUUAAAAAAUGACACUACAGACCCGCUCCUGGCUGACGCGAGCACCGAGGCCGCCGCCCCCGCCGCCGCCUCCGCCCCCGCGCGUCCGCAGAGGGCUGCCGAGUGGCGCGCAGACCCGGAGCCGCCGGAGUGCGGGUGGCGGGGGGUGGCGCCGCUCAACGUGCAGACGGCGGCGGCCACGGCCGUCAUCGCGCUCAACUACUCGUGCCGCAGCCUCGGCGAGGCCGCCGUCGCCUUCCUGAGGGAAAACCUGCUCCCCGUGAUGGCCACGCGGGGCUGGGCCAUCGCUGUACUCCACUACCCGCACCUCGUCGUACAGUUGUCUCGCCUGCUUGCAGGGCUGCCAGCAGCAACCAGCUCGCCGCCCACUGUGGACGGCGGCACCAGCGCCGCCCCCCGGACACACAGCGACCGCGGACGGACUGCCGCCACAGCCGCGCCGCCCACGGCUUCCCAGGCCAGUACACAACUUUCUGACGAGGCCGUCUCUUUCCUGUGGAGGCUCCCUGAACGAGAGAAGGACAGAAGACUGAUCCAGUUAGCUAAGAAGGGGGCAGUGCAGGAGGUGCGGGUGCUGCUCGAAGCAGGUGCAGAUGUGCGGGCAUUUGACGAGAACAGGAACACCGCCUUGCAUUGGGCGGCAGCGAGUGGAAGUGAGGAGGCAGUGAGGCAUCUGCUGCAGGCCAGGGCGUUUGUGAACGCCAGGAACAACAGGCGCGAGACGCCUCUGUACUACGCCGUAUGGAACGGCAGUGCGGCUGUGGUGCGGCUACUGGCUGGGUCCUCUGCCGACCCCAACGCCAGGGCUGACGAUGCGAGUACGCCGCUGCACUGGGCGGCGUACUGGGGCCACGCGGAGGCGGCGGCAGCGCUUCUGGAGGCGGGCGCCGACAGAGGGGCCAGAGACGCCGACGGGGACACACCGCUGGACAAGGCCAGGCAGAGCAAGAAGCAGAAGCUGGUAGAAAUGCUGACGUGACGCAUGCGGUCCGACAAACAUCGUGGCAGUAAGGCAGAAGGAUCUCAACUGCCUCACUUUUCAUUACUUUUUAAAUUAAAAAUACAAAAAAAUGAACUCUCACCUAUUCUUUCCAUCUGUACAAUGUAAUACAUGUAAUUACUCCAGUAUCAGCACAAGGGCGACAAUGAUCGAUAUCUACUAAAUAAUGUAAGAUGAACAACACUCCUACUGCGAAAACUCAACUAAAAUACUCCAUUUGAAGUAAACACCAGUUUCCUAUAAA
Schistocerca cancellata (South American locust) is the source of this 1476-nucleotide messenger RNA. RefSeq lists its product as uncharacterized. NCBI's taxonomy places the organism in Eukaryota, Metazoa, Arthropoda, Insecta, Orthoptera, Acrididae. The transcript has 6 exons. The record is from RefSeq and is a predicted model, not a curated record. Gene Ontology annotation, biological process: positive regulation of transcription by RNA polymerase II. Gene Ontology annotation, cellular component: nucleus. Gene Ontology annotation, molecular function: protein binding; transcription cis-regulatory region binding. Bases 117 to 1211 code for a protein of 364 amino acids.